GGGAAGAAGGAUAAACAGCAACACAUUAAGAGAGCCAAAGAUCUUGGGGCGACUGUAUAAGCAGAGAACACGAAAGAUGGCAAUGAAAAUCAUCAGCAUGGCAGCACUUGUUGUUGUUGUUUUGGCUUCAUCCGUGUUGCAGAGCACAUAUGCUGCAACUUACACUGUGGGUGACGCCACCGGUUGGACAGUCCCUAACCCUAAUAAUACUGAAUUCUAUGAUGACUGGACAGACAAUAAGACCUUCGUGGUUGGGGAUGUUCUUGAGUUUAGUUUUACAACCGGACGACAUGAUGUUGCCGAGGUGACUGAAACUGCUUACGACAACUGCAACACUACAAAUCCCAUCGUUCGAUAUACUACAGGACCGGCGAGUGUUGCCCUUAACAGGACCGGUGAACACUACUUCAUUUGCACUUUCGACGGUCACUGUAGCUUAGGCCAAAAGCUCAGCAUCGAAGUCAGAACUGGCCCCAGCACUGCUCCCACACCUGGUUCAACCCCCAAUCCUUCCAGCUCAGCUUCUGCCCUUGUUGCCACCAUAUCUCUUGUUUUCAUGUCCAUUGCCUUAGCUUUGUUCUGCUAAUUUUGCCUGUUCAUUUUUAUGUGAGAUUCAUAUGUCAGUUCAGUAUACUUCACACUUUGUAGCGUAUACCCAGACACAGUCUUCAUUCGUUUUGUUAUUAUCAUUAUAGUUUAUCAUAUGGAGUGAGAUUUUUGUAUGUUUGAAUAAAAAAGCUUGAUUCAUUUGCUUUACAAA
Messenger RNA from Gossypium raimondii (Peruvian cotton), 760 nucleotides. Its product is annotated as umecyanin. Bases 77 to 586 code for a protein of 169 amino acids. The record is from RefSeq and is a predicted model, not a curated record. Gene Ontology annotation, molecular function: electron transfer activity. Gene Ontology annotation, cellular component: plasma membrane. The transcript has 2 exons. NCBI's taxonomy places the organism in Eukaryota, Viridiplantae, Streptophyta, Magnoliopsida, Malvales, Malvaceae.